AUGGGCAACACACUGAGAAUAAAAAACGUCAAGAAGAGGGACUCUGGAGAAUAUCGAUUCAGGAUCAUCACUAACACAAACUCUUACUCUGGUUCACCUGGAGUCAUUCUAACUGUUACAGAUACAAAAGUGAAAAGCAGUCCAGACCCUGUGAUAGAUGGAGAAAAAGUGAUAUUAAGCUGUUCAACUAAAUGCACUCUGGAUAACAAACAUACUUACAUCUGGUAUAAGAAUGGACAACAGGCAACAGAUGGAUUGACAUUAUUAAACAAGCUGUACCUGGACUCAAUCAACAGUGAGGAGCUACAAGAGUAUUCCUGUACUGUAAGAGAUCCAGUUCCAGAGAAGAGCAUGGCAACACGAAUCAUCAUAUUGUUACUAUCUGUGUUUCUCAUUAUUGCAGUCAUAGGAGUCCUGUAUUAUAGGAGGAGGAGAAAGUAUAUAUCAUCUCAGAAAUGUGACAACGCAAAUCCGGCUGUACAGCCCAAAUCCCAACCAGACUCAUCAACAUUGGACAACUCCACACCUCUGUAUACGGAUUCUGACUUUACCCACAAGACUCACUCAGAUGAGCAGAUCAUUCAUUAUUCAAGUAUUCAUUUCAAACAGUCUCACAAGACCACGUCUUGCACCCCUACUGUUAUAUAUGAAUCAACAAUUGAAGAUGUUCAUUAUUCCACUUUGAAGUUAAAAUGA
Molecule: messenger RNA, 696 nt
Organism: Misgurnus anguillicaudatus (oriental weatherfish)
Lineage: Eukaryota; Metazoa; Chordata; Actinopteri; Cypriniformes; Cobitidae
Source: RefSeq, a predicted model, not a curated record